Molecule: messenger RNA, 1227 nt
Organism: Microthlaspi erraticum
Lineage: Eukaryota; Viridiplantae; Streptophyta; Magnoliopsida; Brassicales; Brassicaceae
Source: the annotation of a GenBank genome assembly
AUGAAUUCGUUUUCAAAUGUACCUCCUGGCUUCAGAUUUCAUCCAACUGAUGAAGAACUUGUAGACUACUACCUAAGGAAAAAAGUUGCAUCCAAGAAAAUAGAAAUCGACUUCAUCAAGGACGUUGAUCUUUACAAGAUUGAGCCAUGGGACCUUCAAGAGUUAUGCAAAAUUGGAAACGAGGAGCAGAGUGAAUGGUACUUCUUUAGCCACAAAGACAAGAAGUAUCCCACAGGAACUCGAACCAAUAGAGCGACGAAAGCAGGAUUCUGGAAAGCCACCGGAAGAGACAAGGCUAUAUAUUUAAGACAUAGUCUUAUCGGUAUGAGGAAGACACUUGUGUUUUACAAAGGAAGAGCCCCAAAUGGACAGAAAUCGGAUUGGAUCAUGCACGAAUAUCGCUUAGAAACAAAUGAAAAUGGAACCUCUCAGGAAGAAGGGUGGGGGGUAUGUAGAGUUUUCAAGAAGAGAUUGGCUGCGACAGUGAGGAGAAUGGGAGAUUACGAUUCUUCGGCAUCGCAUUGGUACGAUGAUCAGCUCUCUUACAUGGCCUCCGAGAUCGAUUCCAACACUCCACGCAGGAUUCUUCCCAAUCACCAUCAUCAUUAUAACCGCCACCUUAACCAUCACCAGCAGCCUUAUGGCCUCAAUGCGUCUUCAGGUUAUGCAAUCAACAACAACCCUAACUUGCGUUGCAAGCAAGAGCUUGAGCUACAUUACAACCAUAUGGUACAACAUCAACAACAAAACCAACAUCUUCAUGAAUCUAUGUUUCUUCAGCUUCCGCAGCUAGAAAGUCCUAACAGUAAUUGCACCUCUCUACCUUAUGGAUCAAGCAACAACAAUAAUAACACAAGACAUAUUGGUAACACGCAGCAAUCAUCAAAUCAAGAAAAACAAUUGCAACAAGGGAAUCAAAGUUUUAGCUCUCUUUAUUACGAUCAAGGAUUGGAACAAGUUACUACGGAUUGGCGAGUUCUUGAUAAGUUUGUUGCUUCACAGCUAAGCAACGAGGAGGUUGCAGCCGCGGCUUCUGCUUCUACUUCUGCUUCUACUCAUCAAAACAACACCAAUACCGACGUGAGAAACACUGGUUAUCAAGUGGAAGACGAGAGAAUGAAUUUGUUGGAGAAUGAUACGGAAAGAGUUGUUGAAAUGAGAGAAGAGUAUGCAAAUGCUCAUGCUCCUUCUACUUCUUCGAGUUGUCAGAUUGAUCUCUGGAAAUAG